CGCUCUCCUGUCCCCGGCCACGCCAUGAGAGCAGCGCUGGGUUGCAUCACCCUCGCUCUAUGUGCGCUGCAGCUGCCCCACGGCCGGGCCCUGCCCCACGGCAGAGCUCCCAAGUACAGGGAACCCCCGGAUCGGAGACUCCCCCCAGCCAUUCUGCGCCCACCCCAUCGGCACCCACCGCUGCCCCAUAGAUCCCCCCCAAGGCUCCAACCCACCCGGCUCAAACACCUCAUCAACCCACGUCCCCAACCAGCCCUAUGGCACGGCCCCCCACGGCACAGACACCGACCACCCUCCCCAAAGGGCCAAAGGGGUCGACGUCACAUCGGGGUUCGGCUGCGCCACGUUCAGCCCAUGCGGGUGGGCUGCGUGCUGGGAACCUGCCAGGUGCAGAACCUCAGCCACCGCCUAUGGCAGCUGAUGGGCCGCCCCGGCCGCCAGGACUCAUCCCCCAUGAACCCCAACAGCCCCCACAGUUAUGGGUGAGGGUCUCCCCUCUCCACCCCCCCCCCCGAGGACUCUAUGGGUCGGGUAGGAGUUGACACUUAAAGCACUUCCAGCA
Molecule: messenger RNA, 562 nt
Organism: Coturnix japonica (Japanese quail)
Lineage: Eukaryota; Metazoa; Chordata; Aves; Galliformes; Phasianidae
Gene: ADM2
Product: adrenomedullin 2
Biological process (GO): regulation of systemic arterial blood pressure; adenylate cyclase-activating G protein-coupled receptor signaling pathway; positive regulation of heart rate
Source: RefSeq, a predicted model, not a curated record